Labrus bergylta (ballan wrasse) is the source of this 373-nucleotide messenger RNA. RefSeq names its product NADH:ubiquinone oxidoreductase subunit C1 (gene ndufc1). The record is from RefSeq and is a predicted model, not a curated record. NCBI's taxonomy places the organism in Eukaryota, Metazoa, Chordata, Actinopteri, Labriformes, Labridae. Gene Ontology annotation, cellular component: mitochondrion.
GAUCUUCCAGAGUGUUUAAUCGAUCGCAGAGUGGCAGGAUCGGACACCACUGCUCUUCAGCUAAAAUGACUUUCAACCGGUUAUUUCACCGAGCUGUUCAAGUCAGCAGAGUGGGAUCCAGGUCUGCGUUCACGAGCUCCAAGCCGGACUUGGCCAACCCUAACUGGCUGCGAGUUGGUCUUGCCUUUGGAUCAGCUGCUUUCCUCUGGGGCCUGCUCUUCAAGCAGCACAGCACAGACGUCCAUGAGUACAAAGUGAGGAACGGUCUGGAAUAACCCGCUGCACCACAUCCAGCUGAGGUCACACGGUCCUGUCUGUGGAUGCAGCUGAUUCUGUGUGUUCUGUGUAAAAUAAAGAUUAGCCAUGUGUAAAA